Haliotis rufescens (red abalone) is the source of this 3385-nucleotide messenger RNA. RefSeq names its product spermatogenesis-associated protein 6-like. NCBI's taxonomy places the organism in Eukaryota, Metazoa, Mollusca, Gastropoda, Lepetellida, Haliotidae. Gene Ontology annotation, molecular function: myosin light chain binding. The coding region runs from base 121 to 1533 and encodes 470 amino acids. The transcript is spliced from 13 exons. Gene Ontology annotation, biological process: spermatogenesis. The record is from RefSeq and is a predicted model, not a curated record.
AAAAUCCCUCCGUGCACUUGCGUCCCGUGCAACCUGGACAUAAACACUGACCUGUCAGUCUUUCAGGUUCCGCAUUUGGCGUUAACUUUGAUAGACUAACGGGACUUACAUCUUCCAGUCAUGCCGAGACGAGCACUUAGAUGUGUUGUUGAUCUUAACUUAAAGAAGGUAUCAGCACCGGGGGUAUGGCUGCCCAGCAAAGAAGAUAUCUACUUAAGUGUUUCUGUUUUCAACCAGUACAGAAAUACACACCUUGUGACUUCAGUCUUUCCGUUACUGUUCACUGAGAGUUUCAGGUUUGAGAAGACGUACUAUACAGCUGUUGACCCAGGUCAUGUUGCGGAACUCCUUGAAGAUGAACUGAUCAUCUUCGAGCUUCUGCAACUGUCGGAAUACACCGAUGGCGCUGUCCGUCUUGCCACGUUCUCCACCAACGCCAGGGACUUCCUCUACCCCUACCCCUCCCUCGCCCCCUCCUACUCCUCCGCAGACAGGGAAAUUCUCAUGAGCAGGACCAUCGCCUUCCCGGGUAUCUCCCCCAAACUAGAGUUCUCCACCCGGAGUGUAAUCAGGGAAUCUCUGUCUCCAGAAGUAGAUGCCUUAGAAGAUGCCGUAGAGGAUGUGCGGCUAAGCAGGCUAAGGAAAGCAAGGAGAACACCAUCAAUUACUAGAAGGUGUGGAUCCCCUCCAGGAAUAUACUACCGAGUCGACCGUGACUACCAGCUGCCAACAUCAGCUUUUGUUUCUCGUUCCAGAUCAUCCUCCCCAAGUCUCAGGGUCAAGUAUGAAGAUACCAGUCUAGAGAGUACUAUUGAUGGACGACCUCCUUUUGUUGUUAGGAAGCUCACAGAUGAUUUGAUAGGACGUAACCCAGGUGGUCCUACAGCCAAACAUGCCAAGUCAAAGAAGAAGAGUAGCUUGUUGAGUCGGUCACCGAGUUGCACCAGUCUCAGUAUAUACAGUGACCUUGACUACCCCCUGAAGCAUGAGUAUCGGCUGAAAAAGGUAAUUCGUGAGCCCUAUGAAGACCCUCUUCCAGUGUAUGCGUCCCGCUAUGGCACUGAUGAUGAUGAUGAUGAUGCUGAGGUAGCUGAGCUGACAUCAUCCCUAAGAGAUAUCCAUGUGCCUCGAGUGCGCCCACGUUCUGUGAGCCCCGUGCUGUACACCCCUAGUUACCGCGCCCGAUUUGGUGAUAGGAGCUUCUCCCCAUCCUACAGCCUGAGUUCUCGGGUGGACAGCAUCCUGCGGAGGAACAGGUCCCUUGAAAGACUAGAUCGACUCAGUCCUGUAGACACUAUUCCGGUGUACACAAGGAGGUACACAUACUAUGACUCUUUGGAUGACCUUGAGCUGGAGACCAAGCUGGCCAGAUCCAGGAGCCUUGUACACCUCGAUGAAGGAAAGUACUGGACACCCAAUUCAGCAAAACUGAGCGGUAAAACACAUCGACAGGUUUUCACCGAUACCCUUAGUACCAUAUAUGGAAAACUUUACAAUACAGCUAGAAAACAGAGUCCUCACAAGUUUACAUAGAACUGUUUUAUGAUUACUUUUAUAAUGGACUUUAGUUACAGCACUGGUUGGAACGGACAACUGUUGUCAACGUCUUCAUCAGAGAUUAGCUGCUGAAAGAAAUAUAUACAUAGAUAAAUAUGUGAUGGGACAACAGACAGAUCCUUUAAUCGUGGUUGGACACUGCAGUUUAUUCCUGGGGAAACUAUCACUGAAUCUUAAUAAUUCAACAUUUAUUCAACACAAUUUGUCCGCACUGUUCCGACCAGUGAUGAGAUAGACUCAUGUUGUUGUGUACAACUGACCAUUCUUCUAGAUAUUUGAUACAUAAUAUUUGAUAUGAAAUCCUAUUUUUCAAUAAUUUUUCAAAGGAUGAUUACAUCUUAUAAUACUCCACGUUGUUAUUUAUUGCUGUUUGUAAUAUUCAAUCAUAUUUGUACAUCAUGAAAUGAGUGAAGUUAUGUUUCAUGUUUUUAACAAGCAAGGGAAAUGCAAGGUCACAAAUAUAUAUUUUGAAAAACAAUUAAUUUGAUAGAAGGUAAAAGAUGAAAAGAGUUCACAGAAGGCAUUGUAUCAUUCCUUGGUUUGAGUCGUUUCAUUAUUAUUUUGUUAUCAACAGAAUAGAAAAAUGAAGCACUAUUUUUGGCACAUGAGACCAUAAAUUGUACAUGUUUGAGAGAAAGAGCUAUGCAUAUAUCAUCUACACAUGCUCAAUGCUACUGCCAGGGGUAUUUUAUGAUCAGUCACUGUUUUUAGAACUGGUUUAUUGAAAGGUGAAGUCCUUUUGAACAUGUUGAAAUAAGCCUUAUAUUGUAUAUAAUGUUAUUUGUUACCAUGGAACCUUGCAAAUGUUGCAUUUCACUAAAUGAUUUUAAUGUAAAAUGAAUUUUAGAUUGAUUGUUAGACACUGUAUUAUCUUACAUAUAUACACAUUUAUAACAAUUGUUCAUGAUUACUUGAACCUGCUGAAAGGUUUUUCGAUUGAACAUGAUUUUGAUAUAUUGUUAGUUGGUCACAUGGAUGUAGCUUUUAGUUAAGGUACAGAUCUGUCCAUUUGAAUUGCCGGUAGUUAGAUUUAUAUUAAAUAACUCAGUAUUUUAAACAUCUACCUCUGUUGUCUGAUGGUAGUAGAUGUGUAAGAAAUAUUCUGUGAUUCGAUUAGAAGUUUAAUCAAGGAAGUGAGACCAAGGAAGUUAUCAGCGAUUUCAUCCUGAAUUGGAACAGUAAAUUUUCAGCAUUUUAUAUUUAUCAUGAUUUUUCCUUAAUUUGAAAGAAACAGAUUUUUUAAGUUAACAAUUAAAUCUCCUUUUGGCAAAAUUUGGUAACAAUAUCUUCAAAAACUUUCUUUGAAAGUCUAUAAUUCUUAUCCCUUACUUACCAUUAUUCCCUGUAUGUGAAGAUCUGGUUGUUGUAAAAAAGAUUUAAUAGUAACUAAUAAUGAUAUAUAAGAGACAGGUGGAGAGCAAAUCCGGUCCGAUCUUUGGCAUGAAAGUCAAGGGGUUGUUGUCAUAACCUCAAUGUUGAAACUGAAAGUUAAGGAUUUAGGGGGUUCCUAGAUUCCAGUGAUAUGGCAGCAAACCUCAGGAUUCCCAGACCCCCCCCCCCCCCCUCUUUAAUUUUUCAAGAUGGAUUACUUAAAUUAUAUCUUAAAGUGAACAUCAAAUUGCUGUUUUUGUGUAGACUUGAUCUGAUUUCUGUUACAAGUGUGCGAGAAAGUAUCAGUCACUUUGGGACCACAUGUCUUCUGGACAAGCUGUCUUCGACAUAAUCCACUGUAUCUGUGAUAUAUAUAAAGUUUGUUAUAUACAUUGUAACCUUUGUUUUCUCUAUAAGCAUAAAGGUCUUAUAUUCUCCAAUAAAAUUUCUAUCGCAA